Xiphophorus hellerii (green swordtail) is the source of this 6379-nucleotide messenger RNA. RefSeq names its product P2Y receptor family member 10 (gene p2ry10). Gene Ontology annotation, cellular component: plasma membrane. Gene Ontology annotation, molecular function: G protein-coupled receptor activity. Gene Ontology annotation, biological process: positive regulation of Rho protein signal transduction; phospholipase C-activating G protein-coupled receptor signaling pathway. The record is from RefSeq and is a predicted model, not a curated record. NCBI's taxonomy places the organism in Eukaryota, Metazoa, Chordata, Actinopteri, Cyprinodontiformes, Poeciliidae. The coding region runs from base 3161 to 4399 and encodes 412 amino acids. The transcript has 4 exons.
CACACACACACACACAGGCAGAGGGGUGGCAGAUCCACGCCGUGACAGAGACAAGGAGCUGCUCAAACAGACUCACAAACACACAUGCUGACACUGAGCUGUCCAUAAGAUGGAGAUUCUUAUUCACUUUGUUGAUACGAGCUGUUUAGUGCUUUUGUAACAAAAUCUUUAUUUUUUAGAAAGUUUGAGCUCUGACAGUGCUUUACAUCAUGGAUGUAGUGACACUGAUCGGUUCGGCGGGGGGACGGGGCCGCGCUCAGAAACUAAAAACAAAAUUAAAGUCAUACAAUUACGAGAAUACAAAAACAAAGUCAUAGUAUUAACAAGAUAAAAUCAUGAUUUUAGGAGAAGAAAGUUGUACGAGAAUAACGUUGAAAUAAUACUAGAAUAAAUAUUUGAGAAGAAAGUUGUCAUAUUUUUGAAAAUAAAGACAUAAUGUUGACUUUAUUAUCAAAUCAUGACCUUAUUUUCAGAAUAAAGUCAUGAUUUUAUUACUUUAUUCUUGUGUCUUUAUUCUCAAAAAAUUACAACUGUAUUCUCGUGUUAUUUCGACUUUAUCCUCGUGAUGUUGUGGCUUUAUUUUUGUCAUUUUAUUACAUUUUUUUCUUAGCAUGGCCCUAUCACUCCGUCGUAGUUCAGUGUGGUCAGAUCUGGUGUUACUAUAUAAAGCAGUAUUAUGUUGACCUGCUGAAUUAAAUGUGUCAUGUUGAAGUUUUGUUUAACUUAGUGUCUUUUUGAUUUUCUUUUUUUUUUUUUUGCUUUUAUUUAUCGUUCCUUUUCCAGCUCGGUACCGGUUAGUCAAGCCUCCUGUGAACUGGACUGUAAGGUUUCACUCCUGGAGGAGUUUUCUUCCAUUCUGGCUCACCAGGUGGCCCUGACUUGCUUGAGGACUUUGGCCUGUGUGCUGUGUCGCAGGCCAAGCGCUUAUUAUGACUUGAGCAAUGGUCCAUUGUUUGCCUCUGAAUGAGGGCUCUCUGCCCUAAUCUGGCAUUAGCCUGCAGAUCUGCUCAACGUUUCUUACACGCAACAAAUAUGCUCACAUUCCACAGUCCGGAUGAACUCUCCGGCCUGUUUACCUCGCAAACCGAAGCUCCAAACAGUGCUGAAUCAGCAGGUUCAGAGAGAGAAAAUGUGAAUUGAUGAAUUGACGUCAGUUACUACAAAUGAAUCGUGGGCAACCUUUUUUUCUGGAUUGCCAACGGGACGUGGAACCUGAUCACAGCGGAAAUAUAAACAGCUUUGUUUUGUGGGCUUUCGCUGAGCCAACGAACCUCUUUGGACCUCAAAUUUCUAUAUAUUUUAUAAGUUGAUUAGGAUGAUCGGCGAACACAACAGAUCAGAUCAGGGAUAAACGUAGGGCUGCAUUUAAAGCCAUUUCAAGAUAUGAAACAAUGUUUCAAGCCUGGACGCAAUUUAAUCAGGCGCUCAAUAAAGAGUGGUAACAAAAAGCAACAUUUGUUGAGAGGAAAACCAUAAACACUCUCAUUAGCAGUUUGCAAUAAGCCAUAUAGAUCGAGGAACCAUGUGGAAGAAAGCUCUGGUCAAUGAAGCUUACCGCAAAACCUUUUUAUAAAAAAAACACUCGAGUUGUUUUUAAAUCGCCAUGUCUCCAUUAAGCCUCCUGUGCUUAUUGUUUGUUUGUGCAGCUUUUCAAGCAUCUAGCAGUUGCACUAACGGACAUCCGUAGCCGUGAUCUGCCCGUUUAGUCUUUUCAGCGAUCCAGAGACAGAAAUUCGCACCCUCCACUGCUAAUCCUUCAGACACGAAUAUCUCCUGCAACGGUAUGUCGACCAAGUGAGUUGAAAACGGCCCGUUAACGCUGACAGCAACCUCCGGGCGUGUGCAUGCGAUGUGACCAUUUUAUUUUCAACCGCAGAGGCUCGUAACAGCGAGCGCUUUGUGGAGUCCGGGGUCAGGGGCGGCAUUGAGAGGGGCGGCAGACAGAAGGGCAGGAAAUAAGAGGAGUAGGAGCUUUGAAGCAUGCAAGAAAAUCUCCUAUGAGGCUGAUGGUGGAAGUAAUCAGCUGCUGGGCCUCCUAAAGCAGCAGGCUUGAAUGUGAAAGAAAAGGAGCGGCUACUUCGCAUUGGGCUAGUGUGACAUCUAGUGGCUAAAAGGCAGAACGCAGGGGCCACACUGAAUCUUACCUUUAAGAGCCUCACGCCUGGUGUGUCAUUAUUGGAUGUUUGUCUUUCUACGUUUUUAUGGUUGGACGUGAUGACAUCAACUAUAAGUAUCCCGGGUUUUUAAAAAAGCCCCACAUGUUCCUGCCACAGCCUUUCAGCUUCCCUCUUUGUUUCCCUCUGUGUCACCUUGGAAAAAUAGCAGAAUGCUUAGGCAGUGUGAUUUGUUUUCUUUUUUUUUGUUGUUUUGCUAAACUGUUUCCAAAAAAAAAAAAAGGGGAAGUGGCAUCGUAGCAGGGGAAGCUGAUUAGCAUUUCUGUAACGACUCAAUGGUCCAGAGUAAACAUUUACACUGCUGUACGCACACGACACAGGGAGUGAGGCCGCUUUGACACCUGUUGAAGAGAGCUCGAUGAUUACAGAGGGAAGAAAAUAAAAACGUUCAGCUUGGGCAGCGAGCAGCCUGCCUUUGCUCAUUCUUAACCGCACGUGCAAUCGAUUCUGUGUCAGCCUUUGCUAUUUACUCGGUUGCUAGGCAGUCGGUGACGUAUCAAACGGCAGAAAAGCACCCCGCCAGACCUAGAAGGGCAGAGCUUCCCCUUCUUCCCCUCAUGAUCUCUCGCCUCCGAAACCAAGAGUCAGCCUGCUCGCAGCAAGGUGCCAUCUCUUCGUGCAGCUACGCAGGCAAACCACAUCAGUACGCGGGAUUUGUUGACUUCAGAAGCCAACGGACAAGUCUCUUUGUCUCGUGCAAAAAAAGUGCACAAGAAAGAGGAAGGAGAGGAGGGGUGUGUGGGUGUGUGUGUGUGUGUGUGUGUGUGUGUGUUUGCUACUGUGCAGCCGGAGGAGGAGUGUGUGUUGAUGAAGCAUUCGGAGCAUGCAGAUGCCAGCACAUGCUUCUGGUUCUGGACUCUUCCUUCAGCGUCCGAUGAUGAGUUCAGGAGAAGACGAGGCAACACAAGUGGCGAUGCUGACUAAGAACAUGAAGUGACAAACCCGCCCUCUGUGGUGUUUUUAUUUAAUAAGAGAACAACAACAUAAUGACUGUGAAUGAAACUGGACCCACAGAGGGGUUCUCAAGCAACCUCUCCCACCCGUCCUGCAACCAUGACUUGUCCUGCUGGGAGCAGACGAUGGACAAGAUGUACACCUACUUCUACCUGCUGCUCUUCGUCCCUGGCCUCUUCCUCAACACCACCGCUCUCUGGGUCCUCUGCAAACACUUCAGUAAGAAGACCAAAGCGGUGAUAUUCAUGAUAAACCUGGCCUUGGCAGACCUGGUCCACGUCCUCUCUCUGCCCCUACGGAUCUAUUACUACUUCACACACUCCUGGCCCUUCGGAAAAGGCAUCUGCUUGCUCUGCUUUUAUCUCAAAUACCUGAACAUGUACGCCGCAAUCUUUUUCCUGGUGUGCAUCAGCGUGCAGAGAUACAGGUUCCUCCUCAAGCCGUUCACCGCCCGCCACUGGAGGCGUCGCUACGACCUGCUCAUCAGCGUGGCGGUGUGGGUGUUUGUCGCUGUCGGUUGCUUGCCUUUCAUUCUGAUGCGGAGCAGCGGGAGCGGCAACGCCAUCGAGAACCUCCCCCAUCACUCCUCCACCCCCGCCAAGCCGUUGAGCAUGGCGUGCAGUCCAAACGCCAGCGCCGCAUCCAGCAACGGCAGCUGCUUCAAAGACCUGCCCACGCGGAAGAUCUCCGUCCCGCUGGCUGUCAGCCUGAUCAGCAUGUGCGAGCUGUUUGGAUUCCUGCUCCCUCUCGUCUGCAUCAGCUACUGCUCCAUCCGCAUAGCCUGGUCCCUCAACCACAGCCAGCCCCAGGACCGGCAGGACUCCGCCGCUCCCUGCCCCUCGAUGCGCAGCAGACUCCAGUCCUUCACUUCCAACGGCCACGCAGACAAAAGCCACGAAAAGCCCGCCAACAGCAGCGAGAAGCGGCGGGCCCUGCGGAUGGUCCUGAGCUGCUCGGCUCUUUUCCUGCUCUGCUUCGCCCCGUACCACAUCAACUUUGUGCUCUACCUGAUGGUCUCGCAGAGGUUUGUCGUACAGUGCGCCACCGUGCUGGCCGUCAAACAGUUUCACCCCAUUUCCCUCUGCUUGGCGAGCAUGAGCUGCUGCCUGAACCCUCUCCUGUAUUACUUCCUGAACGCCGAAUUCAGAAUGCACCUCAGGCGCACCUCGUCCUUCACCAACUCGAUCCUGUCCUCGCCGAGCUCCCCGAGAGACUGUCCGACGCAAGCCAAGCUGCUGAGGAUGGAGAGCAUCUGUUCCGAGAAGGAUUAGCAUCGCAGAGAGAAGAUCCCACUGGGCCUUGCAAAAGUAUUCAUACCGCCUCUUGAACUCUUUCACAUUUGUGAGACAGAGGCCCAAUCUCAAAGUGUUCAAUUGCAAAGUCAAUUCUUUUUAAGUCACGUGUGAUAUAUGUACAAAUUUCAUAACAACUGAAUGUGACAUGGUUACUUGAUUGUGCUGUAAAAAGUCCCUAUGUGCCUGGAAAACAUAAUACUGCCCCUUUAACAAGGUGGUGGCGUCCAUCUUUCCAUCCGUUCCAAUUGGCUUUCCAGUUUCUGAUGAGUGAAUGUCUUCCCACAGCAUGGUGCUGCCUCUCCCAUGUUUCACCAAGGGAAUGAUUUGUUCAGGCCAAUGUCCAGCUUUAGCUUUCCAACACAAAUUAUGCUUGCUUGUAAGCCAGAAAGUUACAUUUUGGGGGGGGGUUCUGACCGGACCACAUCUUUACUGUGUCCCGUCCACAAACCUGCUCAACAAGUCCUGCUGUCCUGCCUGUCCAUAUUUCCCCACUGUCACAGCCAUCGUCCUUCAUGGCUUGUGGCAAAAAGUAAAAGAAACUUCCUAUAGCUUAUGCCACUCUUCCAUGAAAGUCGGAUAUUUAAGAACCUAUUCAGUCAACACAUUAUCCUACCUGAGCUGUGGAUCUGUGAAGCUCCUCUAGAGUUACCAUGAGCCCAUUGGCUGCGUCUCUUGAUUAACGCUCUUUUUUGUCCGUUUAGGACGCCCACAUCUUGCCUCCCUUGUGGUUUUGCAAUACUCCACCCUGAUUUUUAGAAAACGGUUUGAACUCUCUGAGAUCUUCUGGAUCUUCAAACGUAUCCACAAGUAUCUACUUGAAUUAUGUGCUUGUGUUUAGGGAUGCACGAUAUUAUUGGCAUGGUAUCGGUAUUGGACGAUGUUAACUGUAAAAUUUAACAUCGGCCAUUCCAUCAGAAUAACUCACCGAUGUUUUUAUAUGACAAACCAGGGACAACGAUGCCUGCAGCACAACUUCAUAAACUGUUAAGUAUUAAUGCACGACUGAUGUGCUUUUCACUUGUUGCUUGUGAACAGAUUGAGUUUAGUUUUGUGAAGAUUUACAAACUUGCACUGUUUGAGCGUUGUCAUUGUCUGAGAGAUAAUGUCAUGAAUAAAUUUGACAUAAAAAUAAUGCUAGUUGGAAGUGCUACAUGAUAUUCAGCCUCCCUUUAGAAUUUGCAUUCAAUAGCAGGCUAAAUUGGCAAAGAUAAUGGCAAUUUUCAUUACACAGUAGAGAAAGCCAUAGAAUUUCAGUAAGUAGGUAUAGAAAAAACAUAUUGGUAUUGGUAUCGGUUAUCGGCCAAGUGAGUUUCAGUACAUCGGCAUAUCGGAUAUCGACCAAAAAGCCGUCCCUACAUCCUUAAUCUUCAUGAAGCUGUUCAUAAUCUGAAUAACAUCUGACUGGUUCCACUGGUUUUUAUUUUGGGGCAUCGCAGAAAGAACUCUGACAGCAUACAAUCUUCACGCAUUCGCUUAAAAAAAUAUACUUUUCCUUCCACUUUCCAUCAACGCACAACUAAAACAAAUAAAUACGCCGACGUCUGUGACUGUAUGAAAAACAUCCUGAGGCACAAAUUCUUUGGCAAGGCUCUGCUGUCUUCAUUCAGGUACUAUUUAAGCUGAACUGAAAUGACAUGCUUUUAUGCCAAAAAAAAAAAAGGGCAACCGGCUGGGAGCAAAGCAGACUUUAAAUCUUGCCCACGGACAGUUUGGCGUACGCCGACAUGUGAGGUUAGGAUUUGAUCAAAUGUUCCCAGCUCUGAAAAGCUGCGACCUGGAAGAAAGGAGGAAUAAGAAACAACCACCUCAUGUUUCCUCAUAAUAGUUCUCAAAUGUUUGUCUCCAGGCCUGUUAGUCCCCUGCGCUGAAUGUAGAAAUUUCAGAUAAGCUAUCUGACAGAAACCACAUGUCAGUGUAUUGCAAUUUACUGUAAAUACAAGCGAUGCUUUUGUCUUA